Coffea arabica (coffee) is the source of this 1017-nucleotide messenger RNA. RefSeq lists its product as uncharacterized. Gene Ontology annotation, biological process: DNA repair; telomere maintenance. The record is from RefSeq and is a predicted model, not a curated record. NCBI's taxonomy places the organism in Eukaryota, Viridiplantae, Streptophyta, Magnoliopsida, Gentianales, Rubiaceae. Gene Ontology annotation, molecular function: DNA helicase activity.
AUGGAUUCUAAUUUGCCUUUUGGAGGAAAAGUUGUAAUUUUUUGUGGAGAUUUUCGGCAAACUUUGUCGGUUAUUGAGCGAGCAACAAAGCAUGUCCUCAUAGAAUCAAGCUUUCCUAACUCUGUUCUCUGGUCUAAGUUACACAAACUGAAACUCACGCAGAAUAUGAGAGCCAUGUUAGAUCAUGCUUUCUCUCAGUUUUUAUUAAGAAUAGGCGAGGGAAGAGAGCCUGUAGAUGCAAACGGCGAAAUCGCUUUAUCACCUGAUAUAGUUAUUUCUUAUUAUGAUAAAGAUCAAUCUUUAAAUAGGUUAGUUGAGAGUGUUUUCCCAGAUUUGCAGCUGUAUUCUAAAGAUCCUUAUAGGAUGAUAAAUAGAUGCAUCCUUACUCCCAAAAAUAGCUCAGUCGAUGAGCUAAAUGAGCUAUUGAUAAACAAAUUUCAUGAAAAUGUUCAAAUUUAUAUAAGUUCAGAUCGGACUGUUGAGCAGCAGCACCAAGGUGACUAUGAAGAUUUUCUAAAUUCGCAGAAUCCAAAAGGACUUCCUCCUCAUAAGUUGCUGCUAAAAGAAAACUGUCCUAUUAUGCUUUUAAGGAAUUUAAAUCCUAAUGAAGGAUUGUGUAAUGGGACAAGAAAUUAUUUUUGGCAUUCACGCUGGGAAACAGUCUUCAUCCCAAAAAUACCUCUUCAGACCUCUGACAAUGAAAGAAAUGGGAUUCCGUUCAUAAGAACUCAAUUUCCUAUCCGCCUCUGUUUUGCUUUAACCAUUAAUAAGCUUUACGUUGCACUUUCUAGAGCUAGAACUGCUGCUCACCUUAAAGUUCUUCUUAUUCCUGGAACUUUUGAUGAGAAAAAGAUUAACUGCAAAACUAGGAACGGAUCAAAAGUAGAAGCAAUAAUCUUCAAUGCUGAUAUUCCUAAAAUGAGUCCGCUCUUACAUGUUUACAAAAAAUACAAGAUCACAAAUGCUGAAGUGAAGCCUAUCCCAGCAAAAUUUCAGACAACUGAGCUCACUAUCUAA